Staurois parvus is the source of this 360-nucleotide messenger RNA. The record is from the annotation of a GenBank genome assembly. NCBI's taxonomy places the organism in Eukaryota, Metazoa, Chordata, Amphibia, Anura, Ranidae.
GGGAGAGCGAUAUAGUGAAUGCGGGGUCCGGGGAGAGGGGGGGGAUAUAGUGAAUGUGGGGUCCGGGGGGGCGGGUACAGUGAAUGCGGGGUCCGGGGGGAGCGGAUAUAGUGAAUGCGGGGUCCGGGGGGAGCGGAUAUAGUGAAUGCGGGGUCCGGGGAGGGGGGGGGAUACAGUGAAUGCGGGGUCCGGGGAGGGCGGGUACAGUGAAUGCGGGGUCCGGGGGGAGGGGAUACAGUGAAUGCAGGGUCUAUCACAGCGGGGUCCGGGGGACGGGGUCCGGGGGGGCGGGGUCUAUCACAGCGGGGUCCGGGGGGGGUACCCAGUGAAUGCGGGGAUCUAUCACAGCGGGGUCCGGGG